This is a messenger RNA of Blepharisma stoltei, 300 nucleotides long. The record is from the annotation of a GenBank genome assembly. Lineage: Eukaryota; Ciliophora; Heterotrichea; Heterotrichida; Blepharismidae.
AUGACCCUUUCAAUGAUUUCUGCUUCUUCCUCGAUUUCCUCUGAUAAGUAUUGGUCUUCAUUAUCAACUUCUCCUAAUCUUUGUUUUUUCUUUCUUCUAGAAGAAUCUGUUGCUUCAGGAACUAAAACAGGCUUUGUAAAAACUAAAAAUGAUAAAGACUCUUCGCUCAUAUAUUCUUUGGCUUCGCUUAGUUUGGCUUUUUCAGCUACUUGUAAAGGCAAUGCUAAAGCUUUUAAUUCUUUUGUUUGAUUAGUGAUCAUUGUGAGUGGCUUAUGCAAGGACUCAAGAGUUAGAGAAUAG